CGUGUUGUUCGGCCUAGUAGACUACUCAGUUCCCUCUUGGAUUAAACAACUCACAUGGGAGCUUUGGUGUUGUCAGAGAUGUGGCGGUGGCGGACAGGACGGCUCCUUCAGCUGUCCUCCAGCCUCCUGCUCCUGUUUUGUCUCCUACGGGGCACCCAGGCUGCGCCCCAACAUUUCAGCUUGGAAGACACCGACAGCAAAGAGACGUCUGUCUCUCGGCAUUUCUCGGUGAGCGGAGUCAGCUACAGCACAAAGUCUAGAAGUGUGGAAGGCCAUUCUCGAUUUGGCACCUCUCAUGCUGCUGCUGGCAGGGAAGUUCCUUCUGGAAGUCCCAGGGGAGGUGCCGGAAGUUACCGGAUUCAUCAGCACUUCGGAUUGAAUUCUGGUAGUGGGGCGAGAGGUGUACCUCACUUCCAAGUGCAGCCCGCAAGUCUUGAGAAUGACCCCCGUAGUUUUGAGGAAAAUAAUCAACGCAGCAUAGAACUUGUUGUUGGGAGUUCUGUGUUGUCAGGUGCUGGAAGACCAUCUGGAACCCAAAGUACAUCCCAGUAUAUUGUGUUUGGUGACGAUAAUGUUUCCAUUGACCAGCAUGACUCUCACGAAGAUGAUUACUACAUGCCGUACAGGAGCCUGGGUAGAAGGUACCACCCAGAGGGCAGUGACCCCACCGCCCCUCAAAAACUCUUCAUACCACCUCCAGCUCCUCUUGCGGUCACAACAAAUGUUCCAAAACGGACAUCAAGCUUAAAUAGCCCAUUUUUACUUUCCUUAGAAACAUCCGAUGAAGAGUUCGAUGAUGCUAAAGAACUUGAUGAUUUGUUCGAUGGCGACGACGACGACAUACACCUCUACAUGGGCAAAAAUAUUGUGAGUGUAAAAUAUGACGACAGCAGCGAAGAGCGUAUAGAACUCCAUGAUGAUGUCUUAAGCAACCACUACAACUACGUCGAUAAUCAAGGCACCGUCCGAUGGGGCUACAACCUCGAAGACCAGUAUCAAAAACAAAUUGUGAAAACCGAUGGAACUAUGGAAGGAAAAUAUGGAUGGACAGCUCCAAGUGGUCAAGAAAUUAAAGUGGAAUACAUCGCAGAUGACGGAGGUUUUAGGGUAAUUAGUUCAAAGGGUAUUCAUCCAGAAGAUGACCAAGAGGUAAAACGGUUGAAGGAUCAGCAUUUCCAAGUUCAACAAAGUAUUGCAAGUGGCGGAGGCGUGCCCUCUCCCGGUUCACAUCAGCCUGGUACAAUGACGGGCCCAACAGGAGUCCCACUCCCUGAAUUUGGUACCGGCAGCUCAGCAGGUGCCCCUGGAUCACCUGGUUUCUCAGCAGGAGCCCCUGGAUCACCUGGUGUCUCUAUGGUAGGAGUUCCUCUUCCAUCACCUGGUCCAGGCGAGGGAGGCAUGACAAGGGCGCCGGGGUUUCCCUUUUCAAGUGGUGAUGAGUCUUUUUUAGUACCUAGUGGAGCUGGAGUUCCUCUUCCAUCACCUGGUCCAGGCGAGGGAGGCAUGACAAGGGCGCCGGGGUUUCCCUUUUCAAGUGGUGAUGAGUCUUUUUUAGUACCUAGUGGAGCUGGAGUUCCUCUUCCAUCACCUGGUCCAGGCGAGGGAGGCAUGACAAGGGCGCCGGGGUUUCCCUUUUCAAGUGGUGAUGAGUCUUUUUUAGUACCUAGUGGAGCUGGAGUUCCUCUUCCAUCACCUGGUCCAGGCGAGGGAGGCAUGACAGGGGCGCCGGGGUUUCCCUUUUCAAGUGGUGAUGACGAGUCUUUUUUAGUACCUAGUGGAGCUGGAGUCCCUCUUCCAUCACCUGGUCCAGGCGAGGGAGGCAUGACAAGGGCGCCGGGGUUUCCCUUUUCAAGUGGUGAUGAGUCUUUUUUAGUACCUAGUGGAGCUGGAGUCCCUCUUCCAUCACCUGGUCCAGGCGAGGGAGGCAUGACAGGGGCGCCGGGGUUUCCCUUUUCAAGUGGUGAUGACGAGUCAUUUUUAGUACCUAGUGGGGCUGGAGUCCCUCUUCCAUCACCUGGUCCAGGCGAGGGAGGCAUGACAGGGGCACCGGGGUUUCCCUUUUCAAGUGGUGAUGACUCUUUAACAAGUAGUGGAGGAUCAUUUGUGACCACAGACACAGGCCUCGGUCCAGCUGUGGUAGGCGUCCCUCUACCAACUCCACCAAGACCUGAAACUAGUGCACCAAUUGGCCCGCCUACUUCUGGUUUUUUUGGGGAAGAUGAGCAAGCUGCAGUAUUAGACAGAGGGGGAUUUGGUGUUGCCCUUCCUAGUCCAGGAGGGCCAGGUGUGUCUUCCCCCGAUAGACCUUCUAUUCCAGGGUUCACUGGGGAUGACGGUGGACCAACAGUAAUAGGAGGUACAGUUGGUGUAGGUCUCCCUGGCAUUGAAGGAGCAACCCUAGGAGCUCCAGAAUCCUUUGGACCCUGCUCACUAUCUGGCAAGCAACACCCAUCCCUUCUGCCACCUGAGUGUCGUGAGGAAACUACAACCCCCGAGUUAGGAGAAGGAAGUCCAGGGUUCGGUAUUGGUGCAGAUUUCGGGUUUGGUGGUGGAGUAGGAGUACCUUUGCCUGGUCCUGGAAGUCCUGGAUCCGACACUGGAGGUUUUGGGGUGGGUGGAUCAUUAGGUGGUCAACCAGCUUCUGGUGCAGAAGGUCCAGGGUUCGGUGCUGGUUCAGAUUUCGGGUUUGGUGGUGGAGUAGGAGUACCUUUGCCUGGUUCUGGAAGUCCUGGAUCCGACACUGGAGGUUUUGGGGUGGGUGGAUCAUUAGGUGGUCAACCAGCUUCUGGUGCAGAAGGUCCAGGGUUCGGUGCUGGUUCAGAUUUCGGGUUUGGUGGUGGAGUAGGAGUACCUUUGCCUGGUUCUGGAAGUCCUGGAUCCAACACUGGGGGUGUUGGGGUGGGGGGAUCAUUAGGUGGUCAACCAGCUUCUGGUGCAGAAGGUCCAGGGUUCGGUGCUGGUUCAGAUUUCGGGUUUGGUGGUGGAGUAGGAGUACCUUUGCCUGGUUCUGGAAGUCCUGGAUCCGACACUGGAGGUGUUGGGGUGGGUGGAUCAUUUGGUGGUCAACCAGCUUCUGGUGCAGAAGGUCCAGGGUUCGGUGCUGGUUCAGAUUUCGGGUUUGGUGGUGGAGUAGGAGUACCUUUGCCUGGUUCUGGAAGUCCUGGAUCCGACACUGGAGGUGUUGGGGUGGGUGGAUCAUUUGGUAGUCAACCAGCUUCUGGUGCAGAAGGUCCAGGGUUCGGUGCUGGUUCAGAUUUCGGGUUUGGUGGUGGAGUAGGAGUACCUUUGCCUGGUUCUGGAAGUCCCUGGAUCCGACAAAGGUCAGGGUUCAGUGCUGGUUCGUUCAGAUUUCGGGUUUGGUGGUGGAGUAGGAGUACCUUUGCCUGGUUCUGGAAGUCCUGGAUCCGACACUGGAGGUGUUGGGGUGGGUGGAUCAUUAGGUGGUCAACCAGCUUCUGGUGCAGAAAGUCCAGGGUUCGGUGCUGGUUCAGAUUUCGGGUUUGGUGGUGGAGUAGGAGUACCUUUGCCUGGUUCUGGAAGUCCUGGAUCCGACACUGGAGGUGUUGGGGUGGGUGGAUCAUUAGGUGGUCAACCAGCUUCUGGUGCAGAAGGUCAGGGUUCGGUGCUGGUUCAGAUUUCGGGUUUGGUGGUGGAGUAGGAGUACCUUUGCCUGGUUCUGGAAGCCCUGGAUCCAACACUGGAGGUGUUGGGGUGGGUGGAUCAUUAGGUGGUCAACCAGCUUCUGGUGCAGAAAGUCCAGGGUUCGGUGCUGGUUCAGAUUUCGGGUUUGGUGGUGGAGUAGGAGUACCUUUGUCUGGUUCUGGAAGUCCUGGAUCCAACACUGGAGGUGUUGGGGUGGGUGGAUCAUUAGGUGGUCAACCAGCUUCUGGUGCAGAAAGUCCAGGGUUCGGUGCUGGUUCAGAUUUCGGGUUUGGUGGUGGAGUAGGAGUACCUUUGCCUGGUUCUGGAAGCCCUGGAUCCAACACUGGAGGUGUUGGGGUGGGUGGAUCAUUAGGUGGUCAACCAGCUUCUGGUGCAGAAAGUCCAGGGUUCGGUGCUGGUUCAGAUUUCGGGUUUGGUGGUGGAGUAGGAGUACCUUUGCCUGGUUCUGAGCUGGAAGUCCUGGAUCCGACACUGGAGGUGUUGGGGUGGGUGGAUCAUUAGGUGGUCAACCAGCUUCUGGGUGCAGAAGGUCCAGGGUUCGGUGCUGGUUCAGAUUUCGGGUUUGGUGGUGGAGUAGGAGUACCUUUGCCUGGUUCUGAGCUGGAAGUCCUGAUCCGA
Messenger RNA from Homarus americanus (American lobster), 4281 nucleotides. Its product is annotated as collagen alpha-1(XVII) chain-like. The coding region runs from base 55 to 4164 and encodes 1369 amino acids. The transcript is spliced from 5 exons. NCBI's taxonomy places the organism in Eukaryota, Metazoa, Arthropoda, Malacostraca, Decapoda, Nephropidae. The record is from RefSeq and is a predicted model, not a curated record.